AUGCUGAGGAGGCGGCCUCGCGAUCCCCUGCAGGCUCUGCACCGCCGCAACCAGGAGCUGAAGCACCAGGUUGAUAGUUUGAUUUCUGAGAGCCAACCAAAAGGAGUUCUAGAAGCCAAUAAAAGACAAGACAUUUACCAAAGAUGUAUCCAAUUAAAACAUGCCAUAGAUGAAAAUAAAAAUACUCUUCAAAAAUUAAGCAAAGCUGAUGAAUCUUCACCUGUUGGGAGCUAUAAUCAGAGGAAAGAAGAAGAGCAUCACUUUUUGGACCGAUUAACCCACCAACUGCAAGAAUUUGCUGUGACCAUCAACAGAGAAAUUAGAACUGGGUCACGUACUGCAAGAGAAAAAAAUGACCAUUCUGUUGAAGAAGAUGAUAAGGAGGAUGAGGAGGAAGAAGAAGAAAACAGUGAAGAAAGUAGUGAGGAGGAAAGCAGGACAGAAGAGGAAGAUAAACAGGAAAGUGAAUUUCAAAAUCAAAUAGCCAUUAAAGAAUACAUUGCAAUUGGGGAUUUUACCGCUCAGCAAGUUGGCGAUCUUACAUUCAAGAAAGGGGAAAUUCUCCUCAUAAUUAAAAAGAAGCCAGAUGGUUGGUGGAUAGCUAAGAAUUCCCAAGGAAAGAGAGGCCUCGUUCCCAGAACCUACCUAGAGCCCCGUGAUAAGGAAAAAGGCCAAGACUCAAGUGAAGGCAGCAGUGAAGAAGACGUGGAGAUGGUUGAUGAGACAGCCAGUGAAGCAAAAGUUCAACAAAGAAUGGAUUCUCACUGGAGUGCUGUUCAGGAAGCUGUCUCAGAGCAGAUAAAUACUGUUGAUGUGCUAACCACCAUGGGAGCUGUUCCUGCAGGAUUCAGACCUUCUACACUCUCUCAGCUUCUGGAGGAAGGAAAUCAAUUCCGAGCAAGCUAUUUCAUACAACCAGCACUCACUCCUUCACAACUGGCCUUCAAAGAUUUAAUGUGGGAUGCUAAAACAGGCACUAUUAGUUUAAGAACAAGUCGAGUUUCAUUGAUUCUGACACUGUGGAGCUGCAAAAUGAUUCCUCUUCCAGCAACAAGCAUACAGAUUUUCAGCAGACAUGUUCGCCUCUGCCUGUUUGAUGGGAAUAAGGUUCUGAGCAACAUUCAUACUGUUAGAGCCAUGUGGCACCCUAAAAAGCCCAAAACCUGGACCUUUUCACCCCAGGUCCCUGGUGUCUUGCCAUGCCUGCUGGACGGUGACUGUUUUGUCAGGUCUAAUUCCUCCUCUCCAGACCUGGGAAUACUGUUUGAACUCGGGAUUUCUUAUAUUCGCAAUUCAACUGGUGAAAAAGGAGAAUUAAGUUGUGGCUGGGUGUUUCUUAAGCUUUUUGAGACCAGUGGAAUGCCUAUUUCAACAAAAACUUAUGAGCUCUUCUUGAAUGGUGGAACCCCUUAUGAAAAGGGUGUGGAAGUGGACCCAUCAGUCUCCAGAAGAGCACAUGGAAAUCUUUUCCAUCAGAUGAUGACCAUGAGAAGACAGCCUCAACUUCUGGUAAAACUGAGAUCUUUGAACAGAAGAUCAAAACACAUACUCAGUCUACUGCCAGAGACAUUGGUUGGAAGCAUGUGCUAUAUUCAUUUAUUGGUCUUUUAUCGCCAAAUCCUUGGAGAUGUGCUCCUGAAAGACAGGACCAACGUGCAGAGUGCUGAUCUAAUUGGUCACCCAGUGUUGGCCACCUUCCCCAGGCUCCUGGAGCAGCCUGAUAUUAUGGAUGCACUCAGGAGUUCAUGGGCUGAGAAGGAAAGCACAUUAAAAAGAUCCAAGAAGAGAGACAAAGAGUUCCUGAAGUCUGCAUUUACACAGGUGUACCACGACUGCGUGUACCCGCUGCUCCACUCCACGUCCCUGCCGCCCUUCAGGUGGGCAGAGGAGGAGGCAGAGGCUGGGCGCUGGAAGGCCAUUGCCGACUUCCUGAAGUGCAGCCAGGAGAAGGAGGGUGUGCUCCCUGCGCUCCUGUCACCAGAGGGCAUCCAUGCACCCUUUGACCUGUCCGAGCAGACCUAUGACUUCUUAGGUGAAAUGAGAAAGCAGUGGCCUGAGGGGGUCAGUUGUGGUCCUCCGCCUCCCAUGGAGUCUGGGGAGCCUCUGUGA
Elephantulus edwardii (Cape elephant shrew) is the source of this 2109-nucleotide messenger RNA. RefSeq names its product nephronophthisis 1 (juvenile) (gene NPHP1). Gene Ontology annotation, molecular function: protein binding. The coding region runs from base 1 to 2109 and encodes 702 amino acids. The transcript is spliced from 20 exons. Gene Ontology annotation, biological process: protein localization involved in establishment of planar polarity. NCBI's taxonomy places the organism in Eukaryota, Metazoa, Chordata, Mammalia, Macroscelidea, Macroscelididae. Gene Ontology annotation, cellular component: cilium; cytoplasm. The record is from RefSeq and is a predicted model, not a curated record.